Molecule: messenger RNA, 682 nt
Organism: Paramormyrops kingsleyae
Lineage: Eukaryota; Metazoa; Chordata; Actinopteri; Osteoglossiformes; Mormyridae
Product: histone H1-like
Biological process (GO): nucleosome assembly
Cellular component (GO): nucleosome
Molecular function (GO): structural constituent of chromatin; DNA binding
Source: RefSeq, a predicted model, not a curated record
UUCCGACUUAGAGACUGUUUGUAGAGAAGCGUUCGAGCGAGAAAAUGUCUGAAGCAGCACCUGCUCCCGCCGCGGCCGCUCCGGCCAAGGCCCCCAAGAAGAAAGCCGCCGCCAAACCCAAGAAAGCGGGUCCCAGCGUCGGAGAGCUGAUCGUGAAGGCCGUGUCCGCUUCCAAGGAGAAGAACGGACUCUCUCUGGCUGCCUUGAAGAAAGCUCUGGCGGCGGGCGGCUACGAUGUGGAGAAGAACAACUCCCGCGUUAAGUUGGCACUGAAAGGCUUGGUGACCAAAGGCACCCUGCUUCAGACCAAGGGCACCGGCGCCUCUGGCUCCUUCAAGCUGAACAAGAAGCAGGUGGAGGUUACCAAGAAGAAGCCCGUCAAGAAAGCGCCUGUUAAAGCCAAGAAGCCGGCGGCCAAGAAACCUGCCGCGGCUAAGAAGCCCAAGAAGCCAGCGGCCAAGAAACCCGCGGCCGCCAAGAAGUCACCCAAGAAGGCGAAGAAGCCAGCUGCGCCCAAGAAGGCGACUAAGAGCCCCAAGAAGCCUAAAAAGCCAGCGGCGACAGCAGCUAAGAAGGCAACCAAGAGCCCGAAGAAAGCAAAGGCGACUAAGCCCAAAGUUGCCAAGCCUAAGCCCACCAAGGCCAAGAGAGCCGCUCCCAAGAAGAAGUGAGCGUGCAAAGU